AUGUCAGGUUUAGACAAGCAGUCGACUUCUAGUAGCGAUGAAUAUGAAGAUGCUGAGGACGAAUUGGGCCCCCUUCCACAUUUGAUUUCUCCUCAGAAUGGUGUAAAUAGAGUUACUUCUGCAAAUGGGGAAAGUGGAAAUAACUUUUUAUUGUCCAGGACCGAACAUGCUUUGCGCAGUCCAGACGCUGUACAAACACAACCGUCAACAUCGGCCCAUGUUAAUCUCACAACUCCUCCUUCGCUAACGCCUCAGCUUAACAAGGAUUCUGCAUCGGUUUCGAGACGAAGUCGUUUGAGCAUUUUAAGAGGCAAAAUGCAGAAGGAAUUUGGAGGUAUCUUACAAAGUAAUUUGACAUCUUUGGAGGAUGAAACAGGAUCUACCAGUGGGAGUGCGUCUUUAGCAUCUUGGGGGAGGAAUUUGAUAAUGGAACAUUCAGCUUUAACAGUUGGCCCCUUUUUUCCGGCCGAUUCGAUAAGCACUAAAGCAUUUUCAAUGAAUGAAUGCGCUGCGAACGAUAAUGCCAGCUCAAGGAUUGUAGUUCAGGAAGUCCAAGCCCCACAAGUCCCUUCUAGAGACGAUAAUGAUACUAGUUCUAAGCCCCCUGCCCGUCCACCGCCUCCUUUGCCUUUAUCUCCUUGUCCAGCUCCACAGUUUGCCGUCCAGCUGCCACCUACCAACGCCACACCACCUCCUCUACCUCCAAGGAAUCCAGCACUUCGUUUACCUGCUGCUCUUCCAACGCAAGUGAUCGCGGGAGCUUCAGACAGCAACGACUCUGUUACCUCAGCAAACUUUGCUCGCUGUCGUGGUCAUGCAAAGUCUAACUCAUUGGAUAGGGGGUUAAGUUUAGCUAAAUGCUUGAAAAGUGGACCAUUUCCGCCUCCUGCAAAUAAGAGUAAUUCUCUAAAACGAGAAUAUUCAACUGAGGGAGCAGAUGUUUCGUCAUUUGUUUCUCUCGAUGGUGGUGAGGAAGAUAUGAGAAAUAGUGAUGCCCAAGGAGUUAUUCACCAGAUAACUUCGUCAAUUUUGGAUGAACAUUCUUUCAAGGAAGUUACUUCCGCGACGGGCAUGGGACAUAGCAGUGGUGAUGACAGGCUUUCAGCAGUUGAAGAGGCCAGCAUUACACCUUAUCCAACCCCGUCGUCUUCAUGUAUUUCAAAGAAUGAAAACGAUGCUCGUUUUUUGGUUACUUCAAAGGAAAAUUUACCAUCGACUAAUAACAUGCAGAAAAAUGAAGUUGAAUCCGAUAUUCAUGACUUGGUGGCGGUAGAUGGGAGGGAUGCCAUAAGGGAAGAACUUUCUGUCAAACCUGGGAAUGUAUAUCAUGGAGGUAUUGAUCCAAUCUCUCGGGAUCUUGAACGGAGAAACCAACAGAGCUUUAACCAAAGUGACAUUGGUUCUACAAAUGCAUCUUCUGUUAGCGGUAUCGGUCGUGCUGCUCAUGUGGUUAAAGAAUACGGGACAAUUGCCUCUGGUUUUUUUCGAGGUGCAGAUUUUAGGACAUACGUGGAUUUUAAAUUUCUCAUUUAUGGUUCCAUGAGGGGAAUGAAAAUUUCUAGCAGCAGCGCUUCGAAACUUCCGAAAGAAGAGGAAGAAAGCGGGGACGAUAAGGACGAACGUGGCGAAACAGAAAGUGCAUCAAUUGUGCGUCCAAAAAGUGCGAAAAGAGGACCUUUUGAUUUUGAUGGAACUCGUGUGGUGCAGGAGCUGAAUAAUGAACAUACGGGUGCGGUUUGGUGCAUGAAGUUUUCUCUCUGUGGUCGUCUUCUUGCUACGGCAGGUCAGGAUAAUAUAGUACGUGUAUGGGUCUUGCGAAAUCAUUUAGCUUAUUUUAAUUCAAUGCGGGAGCGUUAUAAUGCACAAUGCAAACAAAGCUCGAGUAUUCCUUUUGGUGAUGGAGUUCUUCGAAAUACGAUGCAACAGAUUGGGAAGGAUUUUCGGUCAUCUAGCACAACAUUAGGGGAUAGCGCAGGAUCAAUGUGUUCUCAUGACGAGGAUGUGGACAAUGACAAUUGUUCGGUCAUGGCUGCUAAGCCGUUAUGUACGUAUCGUGGGCAUACUGCAGACGUAUUAAAUUUGUCAUGGUCCCCGAAUUAUUUUAUUCUUUCUUCUGGUAUGGAUAGAACUGUCAAGUUGUGGCAUCUCUCUCGUCCUGAGUGCCUGUGUUGUUUUCAGCACAUGGAUUUUGUUACAUGCGUUGCCUUUAUGCCGAAGGAUGACCGUUACUUCCUUUCCGGUUCAUUAGACGGUAAACUUCGUCUAUGGCAUAUACCAGAUAAGAAGGUUGCUCUUUGGAAUGUGGUUGAGCAAGUGAAAUAUAUUACUGCUAUUGCCUUUGUAAAGAAUAGCAGGUUUGUGGUUGUUGGUACAUAUGAUGGUCGUUGCUUCUUUUACUCGACUGAUCAACUUAAGUAUCAUACUGUGAUUGAUGUUAGGUCAACUCGAGGAAAGAAUGCUCGAGGACAUAAGGUAACUGGUCUGUCUGUACAUGGCGAUAAACUUUUGGUCACUUCGAACGAUUCGCGCAUUAGGAUGUAUGACCUUCGUGAUAUGGCACCUACCUGCAAAUUUAAGGGAGCUCAAAUUGAAAGAAGUCAAAUUCCAGCUGCAUUCUCCCCCGAUGGUAAGCAUAUAGUUUGUGGUAGUGAGGAUCACUGUAUUUAUGUCUGGUCGACUGGAGAUCUUCCAUCUUCCAUCUCUGUGCGUAAAGAUCGUAACGAAGCGUGGCAACGAAUAAGUUGUCAUUCUGCUUGUGUUUCGGCGGCAAUUUUUGCUCCACGUCCUUCUCUUUUUCUUUCACUGAUGGAACACCGGCGUGGUGGCGAAGAAAGGAAGUUUGAAGCGAGCGGCCAUACGAAGUCACACGAUCGACAAAUUCAAGGAGAUGUAAUCAUUUCAGCCGAUCUUCAGGGAUCGAUCAAGAUUUUAGCUAACCGUAUUCGAAUAAAAGCAGGAGGUUCAAAUUUCUUUUCAACAGGUAUUGUAUAG
Molecule: messenger RNA, 2991 nt
Organism: Enterobius vermicularis (human pinworm)
Lineage: Eukaryota; Metazoa; Nematoda; Chromadorea; Rhabditida; Oxyuridae
Source: the annotation of a GenBank genome assembly